AAGAAUUAAAUUACAGCAUUUUAUUUAUAAGUUAUAUGAAUAUCAGUUAAAAGACUCGUAAACUUAUUUCGAAGCAGUAAAUAGUUCGUUAAUAUGACUUCUGGCUUACACGGCUCGCAACAUCCAAUUGAAAUCAUAGCCAUAAAGGACAUCUAUCCUGGGCUGAAAAAUAUAAAUGCUAUAUUCAUAGUGCUUGAGGUAGGUCCCGUAACGCUGACGAAAGAAAACCGGGAGGUCAGAACGUUCAAGGUAGCGGACCAAAGUGCCGCUAUCAAUGUGUCGAUAUGGGACGAACCGGGCAAGUUGUUGAUGCCGGGAGAUAUUGUUCGUUUAACCAAGGGCUAUGCAGCGGUUUGGCGCCAGUGCCUAACACUAUAUUCCGGGAAAAAUGGGGAAAUUCAUCGAUUAGGUGAUUUUUGCUUUACCUUUAACGAGCUUAUCAACAUGAGCGAACCAAACCCGAGUCUAACCGGUGGCAAUCCGCAUGGUAAUGGUGGUGUAGGAGCAGGCAAUACCACAGGAAAAGGUGGUCGGCAGCAAAUUCAAAGUGAACCUGGACCUUCCGGGUCGCAGAGUCAAACCGGUACUAAAGUAGGCUCACAAGGAUCGAGAUUUGCUGUUCCUUCCAGUACGGAACCAAGUAAAGCUCCCAAAAAUGCUCCUCGAACAGGUCGCAGUGGGCAGGCUAAGAGUUCCUCGGCGAAAAAUGAGAGGAGAUAGUUUAGGUUGCUAAGGCUGAACAAAGUUAAGAGUAAGCAAAAUGUGUUUGGAAAGUAUUUUCAAACGUUUUCUGUAUUUUAUAUUGGAUAAUGUAAAACGAAAUAUAACAGUUUUUA
This is a messenger RNA of Sabethes cyaneus, 836 nucleotides long. Its product is annotated as SOSS complex subunit B homolog. Gene Ontology annotation, cellular component: SOSS complex. Lineage: Eukaryota; Metazoa; Arthropoda; Insecta; Diptera; Culicidae. The transcript has 2 exons. Gene Ontology annotation, molecular function: DNA binding. Bases 94 to 720 code for a protein of 208 amino acids. The record is from RefSeq and is a predicted model, not a curated record. Gene Ontology annotation, biological process: response to ionizing radiation; mitotic cell cycle checkpoint signaling; double-strand break repair via homologous recombination.